AUGUUUUCCGUCAGUUGGUUUGGUAUUGGUCCAUCUGAUCCUCAAGGUAGAGGACCAGAUGCUUAUUCAAGUCAUUGGAAUAUUGGUAGUCAAGGUGGAUGUGUUGCUGCAGCUCAACCGAAUCAAUGUGGAUUAGAUAGACAAAGACAAAUCUCAUCAUAUUAUCGACCACUUGCUGGUAUUUAUUCAUCAAGUGGAUUAGACAACGAAAGUCUUGCUCGUAUUGAUCUUAUGUUAACAACAUUGAGAAAAGAAGGUAGUUGUGAUCAUGGUCAUGCACAAUUGAAUGCAUGGUCAAUUCAACUUGAAUCUAUACAACUUUCAUCACGAUAUAUAAAUAAUCCAUCGAUAAAUGUUGAAAUACCUUAUCAAGCAUAUACACAUUUUCGUCAAAGAACACAAAUUUUAAAAUUUUCAUCUGGUGUUAUUGUACCUGGUUAUGAUAGUUCUUGGUUAUAUUCAUUUUCAAAUUAUUUAGGUCUUGGUCGUUGUGAUAAUUCAAAUUCAAGUAAUCUUCGAGAUACUUGUCUAAAUAUAACUAUUGCUGAUUUUGUUGAUAUUAUUUCGGAUAUUUCUUUAACUUCAAAUUAUUUUAUUAAUGGAAAACCACUUAUUUUUGUUUAUACAUCUAUAGGAGGAAAUUUACUCACAUCUACUGAAUGGUCAUAUAUUUGGUCGAAUGUUCGUCAACGUAUUACACUUGAUUUCUAUACAAUUUGUACGACUUCAAGUUUAUUAAGUGUAUUCGAUGGUGUAGCACCUUGGAUUGAUUUAGUUGCUUGGUCAAUGACAAAUAAUGGUCUUCCGUUGUAUAAUCGAACAAUAGCAUGGUUGAAAUUAGUCUAUGAUCCUAUUCUAUCUUCGAAUAUUUCAUCAGGACGUAUUAUUAUGGGUGGUUUAACUGUUGGUUUUAAUGAUUUUACUCAAUCAUGGGGUGCUUGUCAACAACGUACUAUUCCUCGUCAACCUGAUUUAAUUCGUGCUCAAUUUGAUUAUUUUUCAUCACAUUCUAUUCGACAUUUAUUUAUUUAUACUUGGGAUGAUUGGACUGAAGGUAGUCAAUUUGAACCAGAUGUAACCAAUGGAACACAGAAUUUACUUUUGUUACGACAAUCUAUUGCUUCUUUCUAUGGUGAAACACAGAAUACUGAUGGUGAUAAUCAACUGGUUUUGAGAUGGAUGAAUUAUCCUCAAUUAAGAAAUUGUACUCAAAUUAAUGUCACAUCAGUACCUUCUAUUGAUAUUUCAUGUCCAACAACAAAUCAAGCUAAUUAUCUUUAUUCAUAUUCAAUAAUUCUUAUAAUUAUUAAAUUAUGUUAUUAUCUUUAA
Molecule: messenger RNA, 1329 nt
Organism: Rotaria sordida
Lineage: Eukaryota; Metazoa; Rotifera; Eurotatoria; Philodinida; Philodinidae
Source: the annotation of a GenBank genome assembly